This is a messenger RNA of Botrytis byssoidea, 2535 nucleotides long. RefSeq lists its product as uncharacterized. Lineage: Eukaryota; Fungi; Ascomycota; Leotiomycetes; Helotiales; Sclerotiniaceae. Bases 213 to 2501 code for a protein of 762 amino acids. The transcript is spliced from 2 exons. The record is from RefSeq and is a predicted model, not a curated record.
AAAUCUGGUGGAUCAAAUCCAUGCUCUAUUCUGACGUGUCAGUAAGCAGUAGUUCUACUUUGGGUAUCUCGGUUUGUAUACUAUAACGCGGGGUAUCUUCUAUCAAAUCGAUGUUGGAUAUACUUCGUUCUGCGCAAACAUCUCACUAAGACCUAACACCAAUAGACUAAAGCACCAUCUCUCGUUGGCAUUAAGCGCACCUUCCUUUAAAGAUGACACAACGAUGUAUAUACUGUGCCAAUCUUUCUCUCGCUCACCUUAUCGACCUCGCAAAGAUAGAUUUCAAAGGUCAUGUUUUCCCGAAUCAACCGACGACGGAAGAUUUAAUGGGUCCGUUUGCUUGGACAUCGUCGCUGGCGAAUCCAAAUAAUUCACCAAAAGAAAGAAAGCCAAUGGCUUUUUAUCCACAUCACAAGUGUUUUCAAGAUCUUGUGCAAUCCGCAGAGAUGGGUUGUGAUCUGUGUGAGGUGAUAUUGACCUGUUUGAAGAAGCGCAUUCCAGGGGAGGACGAAGAAAGCCAAGGAGAUAACUCGGAUGAGAUUUACUGGACAGAUUUCAGCCGUCGUCGGGAAACUGAUAUCAAGAUCUCGAUCAACAGUAGUCAUGUGUAUCCAAACGUUACCCUCGAUGGAGUACAAAUGCUUGAUACUAUUCUUGUUCACGUUGGCAACAUCGGAGAUCAAAGAUCGGACUUCAAAAAUCAUGGGCACUCUUUCGCGGUCCCUACGCAAAGUUUGACGCUUGUCACAAAACGCGAAUCCCCAAUUAGAUUAAAAGGUUUCCAAAUAGGGAGAGCUGAGACCGAUCCUGAUCUUGGGUCCAAACUGAAUUUCGAUAUCACGAGGGGUUGGCUCAGAGAAUGUUUAGAGUGUCAUGAUUGUCACAAUACCAAUUUUCCACAGCUUCCCACUCGCGUGAUUGAUGUUACGCCUAAUCAGACAAGAAUUAUUCAUUCAAAUGGAAUCAAGGCUAAUUACAUUGCGUUGAGUCACUGCUGGGGUGGCCCGAUACCCACUUCAUCAACUACAGUAACACUACCACAGUACCAAAAUGAGCUUCCCUUUCAAAUGUUGCCUGCGAAUUUUCGAGACGCCAUAACUAUCACUAGAGAGCUAGGAGUUCAAUAUCUCUGGAUUGACUCUCUAUGUAUCAUCCAAGACUCCAAACAUGACUGGGAACAAGAAUCUCAGAAAAUGGGAACCGUUUAUCGAGAUUCAUUGGUCACAAUAUAUGCAAUGUCAUCAGAGGCCAGCACUGGGGGUAUUAUUCCAGAUCCUGCAUACCAACCUGUUGAAAAGCCGUCUACUACUUUAGCUCUUACUGAUGAUAAUGGAAUGGAGGUAACUGUUAGAGUGGAACCUGCAGAUAGAGACAUUUAUGACGAGGAUUUACACCGUCUGGCAGAAUCUUCUCCGCUGAGUAGUAGAGGCUGGACCUUUCAAGAAUCCAUAUUAUCUCCUCGUCACAUCUACUUUGGGAAAAAACAAAUAUACUGGGGAUGUACACAGGGAUUUCACGAUCUCAAAGGAAUGCCUCCUGGAUAUAGGUUUCCACAAGAAGAGCACAUAAAUCGUUUAUUGCCAGUUCUUCAUUCCACCAUACAGGACAACAGUGUUAUUACAGACAUGGAACGACUCAUACUUCUCCACAGUUUUCGGGAUAUACUUUGGCAAUACUGUCAGAGAAAUUUGACAUACGAUACCGACAAACUUCCAGCGAUCUCAGGUUUAUCACGACUUCUCCAGCCAGCCAUUGGAGGAGAUUAUCUUGCCGGCUUGUGGAGUUGCGACUUAUUGGAUGAGCUUUGUUGGAUUCCUGAAAUGAAAUCUGGAUGUGUUCACAUCAAGCCCUAUCGUGCACCCUCAUGGUCGUGGGCUGUAACAAACGAUCGCUUCAAAUUCGAUCGGGGCACCAUCAUCGCGCCUAAAGAUCGAAUUGCCAAGUUGAAAGUUAUAGAUUAUAAAGUAGUUCCAAAGGUCAAGAAUAAUCCUUACGGCGAGAUAGAAUCUGCGCAUCUAAUUGUAGAGGGAUUAACCCUCCCUAUUCUACGUGCCUGGCAAACGAGACAUCUCGGAAAAUAUGAUUAUGAUGGUUACGCGGGUACAUAUUGUUUUGAUGAUCCGGCUGGGAUUUCUCAUUAUGAAGCUUCUGAGUGGUCUGAGAAUUACGGGUGGCAACAGGGUUUUUGGAAAAUGGACGAGCAUGUAGGAGUACAAAUAAUGACAGGUUGGAAGACUCAUUCGCGUGGUGAAGGAGUGAUCAAUGAGGAAGAGGAGGAGUGGAUGAAGGAAGAAUACAUCGUUUUGCUUGUUUCGUCAACAAAUAGAGAUGAUGGGGAUGAGAGACCAUAUGCUGAGUGCUUGAUUUUGAAGAAAGUCGAUGGGAAUGAGGAUGAUGAUGAUGAUACGCUUGAUGUUUAUGAAAGAGUUGGAAUUUAUGUGGUUCAUCAUGAACCGGAAUGGUUGGAAUCUUGGACUAAGAAAACUGUUAAAUUGAUAUGAUAUGAGAUGAACCAAUAUACACAAGAUCUUUUCU